UCAAAAAUAUUUACUUGUUUUUCUCAAGAAUAAUACAUAAAUUAGAAAAAAAAAUAAAUCUGAAGAUCUUAAAAAUACAAUCAAUUUGUGAGUUUGAAUAAGUACUCCCGCAAGUCAGUUAAAAAAAAUAUAUGUAUAUGAUGAAACUGAUAGUUUCGUUAUUACUUUGUUUUUUAAUACAAAUUGUUAAAUGUGAUGAUGGUGGAAUGGAUUUUGGAGAUGCAUUGGCAUUGAUUUUAGGACUUACCUUAGGCGCAAUUGGUAUACUGGCUUGUUUAGGGAAAUACGCAAGAAGAGUUGCUGCUAAUCAAUAUAUGUAGGGAUUAAUCGUUGGGACAUACAAACUAUUUAUAUUAUUAUAAUGUAAAAUAUUAAAAAUAUAUACGGAAAGUUUUUUUUUCAACAGUAACUCAUUUCAAAACAAUAUUUUAUACAGCACAAUAUAUAGAUAGUAGAGCUAUACAAUUUUUCAUCAAUGGGUUGGCUAAUUCUCACUACCAAAUCAAAUAUGAAGUUGUUGACAAUUUCUAGAAAUAAACAAAUUAUAAAUGUUUUAAGAAAUUUUUCACAGUUUUCUUAUAACAAUAAUUUAUCAAUAGAUAAAAAUAGACAAAAAUAUGCGACACAAAAUAAAUAUUCUAGUAUAAAUAUUAUACAAAAAAGAAAUUUUGCGUUGAGUGAAAGUAUUGCCGAAUUUUAUCAGACAAUGUCAAAUAGUACACCAGUGGCCUAUAUUCAACAGGGGCUUGUUGAAAUCCAUGAUUUUACCGGUUUACCGUGGUGGGCUUCUAUAAUGCUAUCUACAUUUUUAUUCCGUACUCUAGUAACUUUACCACUAGCUAUUUACACAAAUCAAAUAACUGCACGAAUAGAAAAUAUAACUUUGGAAAUGCCCGCUAUUGUAAAGGAAUUAAAAAAAGAAACUGUUAUUGCAAUGAAACAGUACAACUGGGAUGAAAAGAAGGCACGUUUGAUUUAUAAUAGAUCUUUAAAAAAACAAUGGAAUAAAUUAAUUGUUCGGGAUAAUUGCCAUCCAUUAAAAACUUUAAUAAUACUUUGGGGUCAAAUACCUUUAUGGAUAUGUCAAUCAAUUGCAAUACGUAAUCUUAUAUAUUUAUUACCAAAUCCAAAUUCAUUAGAAGCACAAAUUAUUGCAACUCAAUUAACUGUUGGUGGUUUUCUUUGGAUACCGAAUUUAACGGAAAUUGAUUCUUCUUUAAUAUUACCUAUAACAUUAGGAAUAUUGAAUUUAUCAAUUAUUGAGCUACAAACGAUGACUAAAAAAAAGGAAACCACAAGACUACAAAGGUAUGCAGCAAAUUUCUUCCGGAUUUUAAGUGUAGGAAUGAUACCAAUUGCAGCUAGUGUACCUUCGGCACUUUGCUUAUAUUGGGUUUCCUCUAGUGCUUAUGGUGUUUUACAAAAUUUAAUUUUGCUGUCUCCUGAUAUACGAAGAAAAGUUGGAAUUCCAAAAGUACAAAGUGAAAUUGAAAAUCCUUAUCAGCAUUUAUUGGCUACAAUGAAAAAAAGAUAUGGUUUCAUAUUUUUCAAAUCUUAGUUGUUUUCAGUUACAAAUCUUAGUUAGCUUUACAAACAUAAAAAUUUUAUAAUUUAUUAAAGUAAAAUAAAUGUAAAUGACAA
This is a messenger RNA of Condylostylus longicornis, 1641 nucleotides long. Its product is annotated as cytochrome c oxidase assembly protein COX18, mitochondrial. Gene Ontology annotation, biological process: mitochondrial respiratory chain complex IV assembly; protein insertion into mitochondrial inner membrane from matrix. NCBI's taxonomy places the organism in Eukaryota, Metazoa, Arthropoda, Insecta, Diptera, Dolichopodidae. Gene Ontology annotation, molecular function: membrane insertase activity. The record is from RefSeq and is a predicted model, not a curated record. The coding region runs from base 476 to 1558 and encodes 360 amino acids. Gene Ontology annotation, cellular component: mitochondrial inner membrane. The transcript is spliced from 7 exons.